Molecule: messenger RNA, 2157 nt
Organism: Solanum stenotomum
Lineage: Eukaryota; Viridiplantae; Streptophyta; Magnoliopsida; Solanales; Solanaceae
Product: disease resistance protein Roq1-like
Exons: 4
Coding region: 112-1119 (335 amino acids)
Biological process (GO): defense response to fungus
Source: RefSeq, a predicted model, not a curated record
UUGUUUCCUGAGCUUGAGAAGUUGAGCAUUAGUAACUGUCCAUUGUUAAAAAGUACUCCAAGUCAAUUUGAAAUCCUCCAUAAAUUAAGUAUUGAAGGAGUUGACAGUGAAAUGCCAUUGUUGAACUUGUGCAGCAACUUGACAUCUCUCGUAAAGCUUAGUAUCUAUGCUGUGAAAGAGCUCACUUGUUUUCCAGAUGAGAUGCUACGCAACAACGUUUCUCUUCAAAACCUAACGGUCUCAGGCUGCAGAGAGUUUCGUAACUUGCCACAAAGCUUGUACAAUCUCCAUUCUCUCAAGAGCUUACAAAUACACUUCUGCCCCAAUUUCAGUUCUUUUCCUGUUCCUAGUGGAGAGAAUUAUUUGACUUCUCUCCAAACUCUUGAGUUAUGGGAUUGUGAUGGAUUGGCCAGUUUACCAAGUGGAAUGCUAGAGCAUUGUCGGUCUCUGGGAUUUUUUAUGGUCAGCUGCUGUAACAACUUAAUUUCCUUGCCUUUACAUGUGUGGGAAAUGCCUUCACUUUUUUAUUUGGGUUUAUCAGAUUGUCCCAAAUUCAUUAGUAUACCCGCAGGGGGCCUUCACCGUCUUACCAGGUUAAGGGUAUUGGAAAUUGGUCCUUUCCCAGAGAUGGUGGAUUUUGAAGCAUUCCAAUUGAUUUUUAAUGGCAUUCAGCAGCUGUUGUCCCUUCGUAAUCUGGCGGUGACCGGACUUGGGCACUGGAAUUCUGUGCCGUAUCAGUUUAUGCAACUCUCUUCCCUAAUACAUAUCCAUAUAUGUGAUUUCGGAAUCGAGGCUCUUCCUCAUAGACUUGACAACCUUAUUUCUCUUGAAACAUUACAUCUAGUGAGGUGCAAACGGCUACAACAUCUUGACUUCUCAGAUGCCAUGCCCAAAUUACGGUUUGUGGACAUCCGCGAUUGUCCAUUGUUAGAAUCUCUGUCGGAUGGGCUCGGCAACCUUGUUUCUUUGGAAGAGUUAGAUUUAUUUAACUGUGAAAAACUAGAGCAUCUGCCAUCCCGAAAUGCCAUGCGACACCUCACGAAAUUACAGAGCCUGAAAAUUAAAGGCUGCCCAAAGUUAGAAGAAAGUUGCAACAAUCGGAGUGGCCCAAACUCCUAGUGGUCCAACAUUUCCCAUAUUCCUAAAGUUAAAGUUGGUCGAAGCAUAAUUCAGGACUUGCGUUGCUAGUUCCAAGGUCAUGCUUGAACUUAGUUGAACAUCACUGUGGUAAAUCAAGUCAAAAUCCACAAGUGGCAGGCAAUUACCUUAGCUGUUGUCCCUUCGUGAUCUGGUGGUGUUCGGACGUUUGCACUGGGAUUCUCUGCCCUCACCAAAUCACGGAACCUGGAAAUUAAAGGCUGCCCCAAAGUUAGAAGAAAGUUGCACCAAUCGGAUUACCCCAAACUCCCAGUAUUGGUCCAACCAACAUUUCCCAUAUUCCAAAAAUUGAAUUCCAAGGUCAUACUAGAACAUUGUUGUGGCAUUUCAAGUGAAAAUCCAUGGGCGGCAAUUACGUCAGGUGAACUUUCAAUUAGAAUUCUUUUACCAAGUUUGCACAAAGCUGGAAAAUUCAAGGAAUUCGUGAUCUUCAGAUGUAGCUGCACUUUCAUGGAAGGGGAUAUUGAUAUUUUUGUGAGGUUCUAAACGUCACAAAAAUUAUUGGCAUAAUACAUAAUCAUGACCCUUAACUUCUCUUCACCGAACAACUAUUACCUCUAACUUUAAGUGUGAACAAGUAGACACUUAAACUUGUAUAAAAUUGAACAAGGAGACACAUGUGUCCUACAUGUCAUAAUACACUACGUAGGACAAAAAAUUACCAUGUAGGGUGCCAUGUGGGAUUAAUGUGUCUAUUUGUUCAAUUUUAUUCAAGUUUAAGUGUCUAAUUAUGCAAACACAAAGUUAAAGGUCAUAGUUGAUAACUGACGUCAAGUUAAGGGUAAUAUUUAUGUAUUAUGUCAAAAUUAUUCUCUGGUUUUGGCCGAUGAAGUCCAGGAAGACAGGAACUCCUUAGCUACCACUUUCCAUUUUCAUUUCUAGAGUUUCUUUAACCUUUGAUUUUCUUUAAUUUUUGCUCUUUUCUUUUGCUUUGUUGUUUUCUGGUUGGACCGGGUCGUUAUGACUUGGGUCUAACCCCAUUUGAUGUACAUAGUUGAA